GUGCAUUUUGUUCGUUGUCAAGCCAAAGACUCUUUGUGUACGUGAGUGAUUUUAGUGUUGUGAGAACUCUCACGUCGUCAUCUCGAAUUCUCGAUGGGUUUAUAAAUAAAACAUUUAAAAGUUCUUCAAAUAAAUUAACUAUAAAAAAAAUUAUUAUUCAGAUAUCAUUAAAUUAAACUAAAGGUAAAUUUUAUCAACCAUAACCUUCAAACUAUAAUGGAAAAGUUAAAUUCACAUAAACAACAAUAAAAUGACAAAAUUCUCACAUGAAUUAAUAUAAAGAAAAGACAAAGUGGAAUCAAAGAAAAACAAAAUUCAGUUUUAAAAUUAGAAGAAAAUCGAAGGAAUAAAUUAAAUAGAGCUACUUACAAAAAAUGAUCUGAAUUUAACUUAUUGGAAGCAUCUAACAAGUGAUAUCAUUGUUCUCGGAAUAAUUUUGAUUAAUUUAUUAAUAAGCUAUUUAUUUAUUUGAAUUGGAAGUGAGUGUAAACGACCUAGAGUGACCUAAAAAGAGGAUAAAAAAUAUAUUUUUAUUAUUGUGAUCACAUUGAAUUUCAACUUUUUUUUUCUUUCAUUACUUUAUCAACAAUCUUAAAGUACAAAUUGAUAACAAUUGAUUUUUUUUUGUUAAUUUAAGCAAACAAAAAAAAUCUACAUAAUCAUUAUUGUCUUUAAAUAGUAAAUAAUAAAUACUAAAAAGCAACAAACAAACAACUGAAAAACAUGUUUUUAUCGUGUAAAUGUUUAAAUAUCACGAUAAAAAUUCGUGAUAAUUGUGAAUUGAAGCCGAUAAAAAUAGUUAAUUAUCAUGAUAAUAAUCAUGUGGAACCGGUAUUAUCACAAUCACCAACAUCAAUAACAUCACCAUUAAAAAAGUUUGCCGGUGAAUUUUUUCAACAUGAUUUAUUAGCUUUAACAUCACCAUCAUCAAGCAAUUACGAAAUAAUGAAACGACAACAUCCACUAAUUUACGAGAAAGUUGUUGAUAAUUGGACAAUCAGUCGUUGUAUUAAUUGUUUAAUGUACACACAUGCAUUAAAUAAAAGGUAUGAAACAAAGAAUCACAUGAAUGAUGAUGAUAACCCAAGUGAUGAUAAUGAUUACCAUAAUUAUAAAUUGUUAAUUAACAAUACUAUGAUACUACCGACUGAUAAUAGUGAUAAUAAUGUUGAAUAUUAUAAAAAAUUAAAAUUAAAUGUUAAUUAUAGUAAGAUUUAUAAAAUUAUUGUAGAUAAAAAGUUUAAUAAUUCUAAUAAUAACAGUGAUAAUGAUGACGAUGAUGAUGAUGAUAAUAUUGAUGAAGAGUACAAAAUAUUAUCAAAAAAGAAAUUAUCAGAUACAUUAAAUUCUACUAUAAGUCAUUUACAAUUACAGUAUGAAAUGGGGUAUCAGAAUAUGAAGAAAAAAAUUGAUGAAAAGAUUAAGAAGUUUGUUGCUGAACAGUAUGAAUUUUUAGAUGAGUUCAAGGAACGUGGAUAUCGAGAAUAUUGUUUACUUGCUAAAAAAGUUUGCAAUAGUGAUUUAUUAAAAAUAGAAGAUGUUAGUGUAACGGAUGGUGACAUCAACAAGUUGGAAAAAUUUGGAAUUGGUUCAACAGAAGUUGUCUCAACGGUAGAUCAGGCAUUUGUUAAGGCAGAUCACUCUAUCUUGUCGCCGAAAAUAAAUAAAAUAUCGAGCUUUGAAGGAAUUGAACAGAAUACUAGUAGUUCAGAAGUUCUCAGGUUGACUCCGAAGGAGAUUGAUAAUAAAACUGUGGGCCAAAAAGAAUUGAAGAAAAAGGAGAAGAAAAAUUUAAAGAAUCAUGAGGAUGAGGUCAUUUUUCCAUUCGAAGGCAUGGAUGAUUCGGAUAAUAUAGAGAUUUCUGAAGAUGAAAUUGAUACUGAUGAUUCUGGUCAGGAUGAAGGUAUUCAUAUUCCUCGAGGACAGAGGGGUGGACAUCCUACUCUCGCUAAGUCACUGCCUGUUAGUGUACCUAAUUUUUCAUUUGGAAGACUGAUCCAAGACCAAAAUGAAGAUCAGUUAUCAAUGGAUCCAAGGGAUCCGAAUAAUAUCCGUGCAUCAAUCAAAGCAUUAGCAAAGAGCGUUCAUGGUGAUACAGUCUUUGGAGAUUUGCCACGUCCACGAUUUUCUACUCAAAUUUGAGGAAUAAACAAUAAGUAAUCUAUAUUUGAUACACAAUUAAUAUUAUUUUAAACAUUACAUACAAAAAUAAGUCCAACAUUAUGACUGAAUUGAAACGUGAUGAUAAAAUUGUUUAUAAUAAACAUAAAAACAUUGACAAUUUGAAAUAAAAAUGAUCCUUAGCUUCAUUACACAAAUUGCAUAACAUUAACAAACAAGAAAUAUAUUAAUAUUAUAUAAAAAUGCUUUUUAUAAAACAUAACAUUGAAAAUCAUUAAAAUAUUCUAU
Chelonus insularis is the source of this 2409-nucleotide messenger RNA. RefSeq names its product Proline-rich Akt substrate 40 kDa (gene PRAS40). Bases 724 to 2142 code for a protein of 472 amino acids. Gene Ontology annotation, cellular component: cytoplasm. Lineage: Eukaryota; Metazoa; Arthropoda; Insecta; Hymenoptera; Braconidae. Gene Ontology annotation, biological process: negative regulation of protein kinase activity; negative regulation of TOR signaling; neurotrophin TRK receptor signaling pathway. The transcript is spliced from 3 exons. The record is from RefSeq and is a predicted model, not a curated record.